UAGGCAGGCAAGCAGGCAGGCAGGCAGGCAGGGGAGCCCACUCUUGCACAAAGCGCAUCCUCUCCGCUGCACCACCUGGGAGGGAGGGGGGUGAAAAACAGACUAGCUGGGGCUGCCUCCCUUCCCUCUCUUCUUUUCUUCUUCCUUUGGAUCCAGAAGAAGCCCUCUUUCUUUCUUUCCCUGCUGUCCCUCCCCUCCAUGCACCAUCAUCCUUCAUGGCCAUGAGCCUUCUUGCAAGGACCCUGGCUUCUCUCUAAUCCUUUGCACCAAGGGCUGGGGAAGGGGGGUGUUCCUCUUGCUGCUACGCCCCCAUCUCUCCUCUUUCCCCCCUUUCCUCCCUUUCUUCUCUCCUCCUGCAUGCAAGCUCCCUUUCUGGCUCAGGAGGGCUGAGCCCCCUCCAAUCUCUCUCUCUCCCCUCCCCAGCCCCUUUUUCCUUUUUCCCUUUUAGAGAGGAGGAGGAGGAGGGAAGAGAGGGGCUUUUCCUCCCCCCCUCCAAGCCCUCUUUCUGUGGAUGGGGAAAGGAUUGAGAAGGAAGGAGUGAAGGAGAAGGAGGUGCUGCUGGUGGAAGAGGAGGACAAGGCAGCUGUGCCUGCUGCACCUCUUUGCCUAGAGAGAGAUCUGCUCCUUUCCCUUCAUUUUUCCAUUUUUGCACAAACCAUGGCCCCCAGGGCAGGCAGGAGGGGGGCCUUGCUGCUCUUGGUAGGAUUUCUGCACACAGUAGUAAGGAUUGCCCCUGGUUUUGCCCUUGAAGUAGAAGACUCCAUCAAAGCAAAACCUCCCAAUUCCCCGCGUGCGGAGUGGGUGCUGCAGCCUAGACCUACACCGCCCAAAGGGAGAGACCCGAACGCUUGGAACCGGCUGAAGGACCAGUCUUUUGCAUUAGCUGAGGAGGUUGAUCUCUAUGUUGCACCACUUCCAAAGAUUGGGGAACAAGCCCUGGAGAGCUCUACCUCACAAAUAUUGUCACCGAAGACAUGUAGCCCGAAACAGUUUGCAUGUAAAGAUCAGAUCACAUGCAUAUCCAAGGGCUGGAGAUGCGAUGGAGAGAAGGAUUGUCCAGAUGGUUCUGAUGAAUCGCCAGAUAUAUGUCCACAAAGCAAAGUGUCAAGAUGUCAACCCAAUGAGCACAACUGUCUGGGCACAGACCUUUGCAUUCCCAUGGCCAAGCUGUGCAACGGUGAACGUGACUGUGUGGAUGAUUCAGAUGAAGGGUCCCACUGCCGAGAGCUUUUGAAAAACUGUACAGAACUGGGUUGCCAGCACCAUUGUGUCCCGACUCUGAAUGGUCCGAUGUGCUAUUGCAACAGUUCCUUCCAGCUGGCUGAAGAUGGGAAAAGCUGCAAAGAUUUUGAUGAGUGUACUGUUUAUGGAACCUGUAGUCAAACCUGUACCAACCAUGAUGGGUCGUAUACAUGCAGCUGUGUGGAGGGGUAUCUUCUUCAGCCUGAUCACAAAUCCUGCAAAGCAAAGAAUGAACCAGUAGAGCGCCCUCCCAUCCUACUCAUCGCUAACUCACAGAAUAUCAUGGCUACAUACCUGAAUGGUGGCCCUGUCCCUAACAUAACUCCUACCAGCACUAAACAGACCACGGCCAUGGACUUCAACUACAUUGAGGACACGGUCUGCUGGGUUCACGUUGGUGACAGUUCCUCCCAAACUAUCUUGAAAUGUGCCAAGAUUCCUAAUCUGAAGGGCUUUGUGCAAGAGCGGACCAUCAACAUCUCUCUCAGUUUGCAUCAUGUGGAGCAAAUGGCUAUCGAUUGGCUUACUGGUAACUUCUACUUUGUGGAUGAUAUUGAUGACCGGAUAUUUGUCUGCAACAGGAAUGGGGUCACCUGUGUUACUUUACUUGACCUGGAGCUGUACAACCCCAAAGGCAUUGCACUGGACCCAACCAUGGGGAAAGUUUUCUUCACUGACUAUGGACAAAUACCAAAGGUGGAGCGCUGUGACAUGGAUGGACAGAACCGCACAAAGUUAGUUGACACCAAGAUUGUCUUCCCACAUGGCAUUACCUUAGAUUUGGUCAACCGGCUAGUAUAUUGGGCUGAUGCCUACCUUGACUACAUUGAAGUAGUGGAUUAUGAAGGAAAGAAUCGACACACCAUCAUCCAGGGCAUUCUGAUAGAGCAUCUCUAUGGCCUGACUGUCUUUGAGAAUUACCUCUAUGCUACCAACUCGGACAAUGCUAAUACUCAGCAGAAAACCAGUGUCAUCCGAGUCAAUCGAUUUAACAGCAGUGACUUCCAAGUGGUAACCCGGGUGGAUAAGGGUGGAGCUCUCCAUAUCUACCAUCAGCGAAGGCAACCCGAGGUGAGGAGUCAUGCCUGUGAGCCAGACCAAUUUGGCAAGCCUGGUGGCUGCUCUGACAUCUGUCUCCUUGGAAACAGCCACAAGACUCGGACGUGCCGUUGCCGAUCAGGAUUCAGCCUAGGCAGUGAUGGGAAGUCUUGCAAGAAGCCAGAACAUGAACUCUUCCUUGUUUAUGGCAAAGGUCGGCCAGGCAUUAUCCGUGGGAUGGAUAUGGGGGCCAAAGUGCCUGAUGAACAUAUGAUCCCCAUUGAAAACCUGAUGAAUCCCAGAGCUCUGGACUUCCAUGCGGAGACUGGCUUCAUUUACUUUGCUGAUACCACCAGCUACGUUAUUGGGAGACAGAAGAUUGAUGGAACUGACAGAGAGACAAUCUUGAAAGAUGGCAUUCACAAUGUGGAAGGCAUCGCUGUGGACUGGAUGGGAAACAACCUCUACUGGACUGACGAUGGGCCCAAGAAGACCAUCAGUGUUGCCCGGCUAGAGAAAGCAGCCCAGACCCGGAAAACAUUGAUUGAAGGGAAGAUGACUCACCCUCGAGCCAUUGUGGUGGAUCCUUUGAAUGGGUUGAUGUAUUGGACUGACUGGGAGGAAGACCCAAAGGAUAGCAAAAGGGGGAAGAUUGAAAGGGCUUGGAUGGAUGGCUCUCACCGUAAUGUCUUCAUCACUUCCAAGACUGUCCUGUGGCCCAAUGGGCUGAGCCUGGACAUUCCAGCUAAGGUGCUGUACUGGGUGGAUGCCUUUUAUGAUCGGAUUGAAAUGGUUAUGCUGGAUGGUACAGAACGUAAGAUAGUGUAUGAUGGCAACGAGCUGAAUCAUGCUUUUGGACUGUGCCACUAUAGCAACUUUCUCUUCUGGACUGAGUACCGGAGUGGGAGCAUUUAUCGCCUUGACCAGAACUCCAAGGUUGUUACACUUUUGCGCAAUGAACGUCCACCAAUCUUUGAGAUCCGCAUGUAUGAUGCUCAGCAGCAGCAAGUUGGCUCCAACAGCUGCCGAGUGAAUAAUGGAGGCUGCAGCAGCCUUUGCCUGGCCAUCCCUAAUGGCAGGCAGUGUGCUUGUGCAGAAGAUCAGAUUUUGGGCCCAGACUCUGUCACCUGUCAAGUCAACCCAUCAUACAGCCCACCACCACAAUGCCAACAUGGGGAAUUUGCUUGCAAGAACAACCGCUGUAUACAGGAGCGCUGGAAGUGUGAUGGUGACAAUGACUGCCUGGACAACAGCGAUGAGGCACCUGAGCUCUGCCAUCAACACACAUGCCCUUCAGACCGUUUCAAAUGUGAGAACAAUCGCUGCAUCCCCAAUCGCUGGUUGUGUGAUGGAGACAAUGACUGUGGGAACAAUGAAGAUGAGUCUAACUCGACCUGCUCAGCUCGUACCUGCCCUACCAACCAGUUCUCCUGUGCCAGUGGCCGCUGUAUACCAAUCUCCUGGACAUGUGACUUGGAUGAUGAUUGUGGGGACCGCUCUGAUGAAUCAGCCUCAUGUGACAAUGACUGUGGGGACAACAGCGAUGAGGCUGGCUGCAGCCAUUCCUGCUCCAGCAACCAGUUCAAAUGCAACAGUGGGCGCUGCAUUCCUGUGCAUUGGACCUGUGAUGGUGAUAAUGACUGCGGGGACUACAGUGAUGAGACCCAUGCCAACUGCACCAACCAGGCUACGCGCCCACCUGGAGGCUGCCACACUGAUGAAUUCCAGUGCCGCUUGGAUGCCCUUUGCAUUCCCAUGCGCUGGCAUUGUGAUGGUGACACUGACUGCAUGGACUCCAGUGAUGAGAAGAACUGUGAGGGGGUCACCCAUGUCUGCGAUCCAAAUGUCAAAUUUGGCUGCAAGGAUUCUGCCCGGUGUAUCAGCAAAGCAUGGGUAUGUGAUGGGGACAAUGAUUGUGAAGACAACUCAGAUGAGGAGAACUGUGAGUCAUUGGUAUGCAAACCACCCUCACACACCUGUGCCAACAAUACAUCCAUCUGCCUUCCUCCUGAGAAGCUGUGUGAUGGCAAUGACGACUGUGGGGAUGGAUCUGAUGAAGGGAAGCUAUGUGAUCUGUGUUCUCUGAACAAUGGAGGUUGCAGCCACAACUGCACAGUGGCGCCAGGUGAAGGCAUUGCAUGUUCCUGCCCUCUGGGUAUGGAACUGGGUAGUGACAACAAGACCUGCCAGAUCCAGAGCUAUUGUGCCAAGCAUCUCAAGUGCAGCCAGAAGUGUGAGCAGGACAAAUACAAUGUGAAGUGCUCUUGCUACGAAGGAUGGAUGCUGGAGUCUGAUGGGGAGAGUUGUCGCAGCACAGAUCCUUUUAAGCCUUUCAUCAUUUUCUCCAACCGCCAUGAGAUCCGGCGCAUUGAUCUGAACAAGGGAGAUUACAGUGUCUUAGUGCCAGGCCUACGGAACACCAUUGCUUUGGACUUUCAUCUGAAUCAGAGCUCUCUCUAUUGGACUGAUGUGGUAGAGGAUAAGAUAUACCGGGGAAAGUUACAUGAGAAUGGAGCCCUGACCAGCUUUGAAGUGGUGAUCCAGUAUGGGCUAGCCACUCCUGAGGGACUUGCUGUGGACUGGAUUGCUGGCAACAUCUACUGGGUCGAGAGCAACCUGGACCAGAUUGAAGUGGCCAAACUAGAUGGGACCAUGCGGAGCACCUUGCUGGCUGGAGACAUUGAGCACCCUCGUGCUAUUGCCCUGGACCCAAGAUGCGGGAUCCUCUUCUGGACAGACUGGGAUGCCAGCCUCCCCCGUAUUGAAGCAGCCUCCAUGAGUGGUGAGGGCCGUCGUGUCAUCCAUAAGGAAACCGGCUCAGGUGGCUGGCCUAAUGGUCUCACUGUGGACUACCUAGAGAAACGCAUCCUUUGGAUUGAUGCUAGGUCGGAUGCUAUCUAUUCUGCCCUCUAUGAUGGCACGGGUCAUAUUGAGGUGCUGCGAGGACAUGAGUAUUUGUCACAUCCUUUUGCUGUCACCCUUUAUGGGGGUGAGGUGUACUGGACUGACUGGCGCACAAAUACCCUGGCCAAGGCCAACAAAUGGACAGGUCACAAUGUCACCGUUGUGCAAAGAACCAACACUCAGCCCUUUGACUUGCAGGUCUAUCAUCCUUCCCGCCAGCCUCAAGUUCCCAAUCCUUGUGAGGCCAAUGGAGGAAAGGGUCUUUGCUCUCAUCUCUGCCUCAUCAACUUCAACAGCACCUAUUCCUGUGCCUGUCCCCACCUCAUGAAGCUGGACAAGGACAACAUCACAUGCUAUGAGUUUAAGAAGUUCUUGCUCUAUGCCCGCCAAAUGGAAAUCCGAGGGGUUGACAUUGACAACCCAUAUUACAACUACAUCAACUCCUUCACUGUGCCUGACAUUGACAAUGUCACUGUGGUUGACUAUGAUGCUAUGGAGCAGAGGAUCUAUUGGUCAGAUGUGCGCACUCAAACCAUCAAGCGGGCGUUCAUCAAUGGAACAGGCGUAGAAACGGUUGUCUCUGCAGACUUACCCAAUGCCCAUGGCCUAGCUGUUGACUGGGUUUCAAGGAAUCUUUUCUGGACAAGCUAUGAUGCUAACAAGAAGCAAAUCAACGUGGCACGGCUAGAUGGCUCAUUUAAGAAUGCUGUGAUUCAGGGAUUAGACAAACCUCAUUGCCUAGUUGUACAUCCUCUCAAAGGAAAGCUCUACUGGACAGAUGGGGAUAACAUCAGCAUUGCUAAUAUGGAUGGCAGCAACCGAAGUCUGCUCUUCACUAACCAAAAAGGACCUGUUGGGCUCUCCAUUGAUUACCAGGAAAGCAGACUCUACUGGAUCAGCUCUGGCAAUGGUACCAUCAACAGGUGCAACUUGGAUGGCAGUGGCUUGGAGGUGAUAGAGACCAUGAAGAACCAGUUGCGCAAGGCCACAGCAUUGGCAAUCAUGGGUAAUAAGUUGUGGUGGGCUGACCAAGCCUCAGAAAAAAUGGGCACAUGCAACAAGAAGGAUGGGACAGAAGCAGUUGUGCUACGUAACAGCACCACACUAGUUAUGCACAUGAAGAUCUAUAAUGAGACCAUUCAGCAACAUGGUACCAACCCUUGCAGUGUGAACAAUGGUGAUUGCUCACAGCUCUGCCUUCCAACUUCAGAAACAACACGCUCCUGCAUGUGCACAGCUGGCUAUAGCCUGAAGAGUGGGCAGCAGUCCUGUGAAGGUGUUGGCUCUUUCCUCCUGUACUCAGUGCACGAGGGUAUCCGAGGCAUUCCAUUGGAUCCCAAUGACAAGUCUGAUGCCCUGGUCCCAGUCUCUGGGACUUCAUUAGCUGUUGGCAUUGAUUUCCAUGCUGCUAAUGAUACCAUCUAUUGGGUGGACAUGGGCCUGAGCACCAUCAGUCGGGCCAAACGGGACCAGACAUGGCGAGAAGAUGUAGUGACCAAUGGGAUUGGCCGGGUGGAAGGAAUUGCAGUAGACUGGAUUGCAGGAAACAUCUAUUGGACAGACCAGGGUUUUGAUGUCAUUGAAGUGGCCAGGCUCAAUGGUUCCUUCCGCCAUGUAGUGAUCUCACAGGGACUGGACAAGCCACGUGCCAUCACUGUACACCCUGAGAAAGGAUAUCUUUUUUGGACAGAGUGGGGCCAGUACCCUCGGAUCGAACGUUCCCGACUGGAUGGGACAGAACGUGUGGUCCUUGUCAAUGUCAGCAUCAGUUGGCCCAAUGGCAUCUCGGUUGACUAUGAGGAGGGGAAGCUUUACUGGUGUGAUGCCCGGACAGAUAAGAUAGAACGCAUAGACCUGGAAACUGGUGACAAAAGGGAGGUGGUCCUGAACAAUAACAACAUGGACAUGUUUUCUGUAUCAGUCUUUGAAGAUUACAUCUACUGGAGUGACAGGACUCAUGCAAAUGGAUCCAUUAAGAGAGGCAGCAAGGACAAUGCUUCAGAAAUUGUGCCUCUGCGCACAGGAAUUGGGGUGCAGCUGAAGGACAUCAAGGUCUUCAACAGAGCCAGGCAGAAGGGUACCAAUGUUUGUGCUCAGAACAAUGGUGGAUGUCAACAAUUGUGCCUGUACCGAGGAGGAGGCCAACGGACAUGCGCAUGUGCACAUGGCAUGCUCGCUGAGGAUAGUGUGAGUUGUCGUGACUACGAUGGAUACCUACUCUACUCAGAACGAACCAUUCUCAAGAGUAUCCACUUGUCAGAUGAGAACAACCUAAAUGCACCCAUACAGCCUUUUGAAGAUAGUGAGCACAUGAAAAAUGUCAUUGCCUUGGCCUUUGACUAUCGCCACGGCAGCAAGGGCAGCAACCGCAUCUUUUAUAGUGAUAUUCAUUUUGGCAACAUCCAGCAAAUCAACGAUGAUGGAUCUGGACGCAGAACCAUAGUCGAGAAUGUUGGCUCCGUUGAAGGUCUGGCGUACCACCGAGGCUGGGACACUUUGUACUGGACAAGCUACACAACAUCCACUAUUACCCGACACACUGUGAACCAGACCCGUGAGGGAGCUUUUGAGAGAGAGACCGUCAUCACCAUGUCUGGGGACGACCAUCCUCGAGCUUUUGUGCUGGAUGAGUGCCAGUUCUUGAUGUUUUGGACCAACUGGAAUGAACAGCACCCUAGCAUCAUGCGGGCUACCCUGUCAGGUGCUAAUAUGAUCACCAUCAUCGACAAAGACAUUCGUACACCCAAUGGCCUGGCUAUUGACCACAAGGCAGAAAAAAUCUACUUCUCUGAUGCUACACUGGACAAAAUAGAGCGGUGUGAAUAUGAUGGCUCCAAACGGCAUAUGGUCCUGCAGGCUGAACCAGUGCAUCCCUUUGGAUUGGCUGUCUAUGGAGACUACAUCUUCUGGACAGAUUGGGUGCGUCGUGCUGUGCAGCGUGCUGACAAAUACGUGGGCUCUGGCAUGAAGCACCUGCGUAUUGACAUCCCGCAGCAACCUAUGGGCAUUAUCGCAGUGGCCAAUGACACCAAUAGCUGUGAGCUCUCUCUCUGCAGAGUGAACAAUGGUGGUUGUCAGGACCUGUGCCUCCUUUCAGCCAAGGGUGAAAUUAGUUGUUCUUGCCGUGGUGAAAGGAUACUUCAGGAGGAUCUAACCUGCAGAGCUCCCAACUCCACCUGUAAUGUGCACAAUGAGUUUGAGUGCGGAAAUGGUGACUGCAUUAACUUCAGCCAGACCUGCGAUGGCGUGGCUCACUGCAAGGACAAGUCAGAUGAGAAACAAUCCUACUGCAACAGCCGCAAGUGUAAGAAAGGCUAUCUGCAUUGCACCAACAAACGCUGUGUGCCCAUCAAGGAUUGGUGUAAUGGUAUAGACAACUGCGGGGACAAUUCAGAUGAAGUACCUUGCAACAAGACAACCUGUGCUGCUGCAGAGUUCCGGUGUCGGGAUGGGACCUGCAUUAGUAAUUCAAGUCACUGCAACCAGCAAAUUGACUGUGAGGAUGCCUCUGAUGAGAUGAACUGCACUGCCACCGACUGCAGCAGCUUUUUCAGACUGGGCAUAAAAGGUACCACCUUCCAGAAGUGUGAGCAUACAUCAAUGUGCUAUGCACCAUCCUGGGUGUGUGAUGGGAGCAAUGACUGCGGGGACUACUCAGAUGAACAGGACUGUCCAGGUGUGAGAAAAUCCAAGUGCCCAGCCAACUACUUUGCUUGUCCAAGUGGAAGAUGCAUCCCUAUGACGUGGACAUGCGAUAAAGAGAAUGACUGUGAAAAUGGCGAGGAUGAGACACACUGCAAUAAAUUCUGCUUCCCUGUGAAAUUUGAGUGCAACAAUCAUCGCUGUAUCUCCAAGCAGUGGGUGUGUGAUGGUGCAGAUGACUGUGGGGAUGGCUCUGAUGAAGAUCACCGCUGUCGUCACACCACUUGUGCUGCAGGUUCCUUCCAGUGCCCAAACAGCUAUAUGUGUGUGCCGCACCGCUGGCUGUGCGAUGGGGACAAAGACUGUGCUGAUGGGGCUGAUGAAAGUGUGGCGGCUGGCUGCUUAUACAACAACACAUGUCAAGAACGCGAGUUCAUGUGCAACAACCGGCAGUGUAUCCCCAAACAUUUUGUGUGCGACCAUGACGAUGACUGUGGUGAUGGUUCUGAUGAGUCUCAAGACUGUGAAUACACAACAUGUGGGCCCAGUGAAUUCCGCUGUGCCAAUGGCCGCUGCCUAAGCAACAAGUUAUGGGAAUGUGAUGGAGAGUUUGACUGCCAUGACCAUUCUGAUGAAGCCCCUAAGAAUCCUCGCUGUUCCAGCCCUGAGAGCAAGUGUAAUGACACUUUUUUCCUGUGCCACAACAACCAAUGCAUCUCGAAUCACCUGCUUUGUGACAACAACAAUGACUGCGGUGACGGCUCUGACGAGCUCAACUGUUUCAUCAACGAGUGCCUCAACAAGAAACUAAGUGGCUGCUCCCAGGAGUGUGAGGACCUCAAGAUUGGUUACAAGUGCAGAUGUCGCCCUGGAUUCCGGCUGAAGGAUGAUGGGAAAACUUGUAUUGACAUUGAUGAGUGCACCACAACCUACCCCUGCAGCCAGAUAUGCAUAAACACCCAUGGUAGCUACAAGUGUCUGUGUGUGGAUGGCUACAUUCUGAAGCCUGAUGACCCAACAAGUUGCAAAGCUGUCACAGAGGAAGAGCCUUUCCUGAUCUUUGCAAAUCGGUACUACCUAAGAAAGCUUAGUCUGGAUGGUUCCAACUACACGUUGCUGAAACAGGGCCUGAAUAAUGCUGUGGCUUUGGACUUUGACUACCGGGAGCAAAUGAUCUACUGGACAGAUGUCACCACGCAGGGCAGUAUGAUCCGCCGCAUGCACAUCAAUGGCAGCAAUGUGCAGGUUCUGCACCGCACUGGGCUGAGCAAUCCUGAUGGGCUGGCUGUGGACUGGGUGGGUGGGAAUCUGUACUGGUGUGACAAAGGACGGGACACCAUUGAAGUCUCAAAACUCAAUGGGGCCUACCGCACCGUCUUGGUGAAUACAGGGCUACGGGAGCCCCGAGCCUUGGUAGUGGAUGUACAGCAUGGAUACUUGUACUGGACAGACUGGGGUGACCAUUCCCUGAUUGGCAAGAUAGGUAUGGAUGGCACCAACCGGAGUGUCAUUGUGGAUACCAGAAUCACCUGGCCCAAUGGCCUCACCCUGGACUACAUCAACAGUCGCAUAUAUUGGGCUGAUGCCCGGGAAGAUUACAUUGAGUUUGCCAGCCUGGAUGGCUCUAAUCGGCACAUAGUUCUGAGCCAGGACAUUCCCCACAUCUUUGCCCUGACACUCUUUGAGGAUUACAUUUAUUGGACUGACUGGGAAACCAAAUCCAUCAGCCGAGCCCACAAGACCACAGGUGCAAACAAGUCUGUGCUGAUCAGCACCUUACACCGGCCUAUGGACAUCCACAUCUUCCAUGCCUUCAGGCAGCCAGAUGUCGCCAACCAUCCCUGUAAAGUCAACAAUGGUGGUUGCAGCAACUUAUGCCUGCUGUCACCAGGAGGUGGUUUCAAAUGUGCCUGCCCUACCAACUUUUAUCUUGGUGGUGAUGGCAGGACCUGCAUCUCCAACUGCACAGCCAGCCAGUUUGUGUGUAAGAAUGACAAGUGCAUCCCUUUCUGGUGGAAAUGCGACACAGAAGACGAUUGCGGGGAUCGUUCAGAUGAGCCCGAGAACUGCCCUGAAUUCAAGUGUCGCCCAGGUCAGUUCCAGUGCUCGACAGGAAUCUGCACCAACCCAGCCUUCAUCUGUGAUGGGGACAAUGACUGUCAGGACAACUCAGACGAGGCCAACUGUGAAGUGCAUGUCUGCCUGCCCAGCCAAUUCAAAUGCACCAACACCAAUCGCUGUAUCCCUGGCAUCUUCCGCUGUAACGGACAGGACAACUGUGGUGAUGGAGAAGAUGAGAAGGACUGUCCGGAAGUGACCUGUGCUCCAAACCAAUUCCAGUGUGCCAUCACGAAACGUUGUAUUCCACGAGUGUGGGUGUGUGAUCGUGACAACGACUGUGUGGAUGGAUCUGAUGAGCCUGCCAACUGCACACAAAUGAGAUGUGGUUUGGAUGAAUUCCGGUGCAAAGAUUCAGGUCGGUGCAUCCCAGCACGCUGGAAAUGUGAUGGGGAGGAUGACUGUGGGGAUGGCUCAGAUGAACCCAAAGAAGAAUGUGAUGAGCGAACCUGUGAGCCCUAUCAGUUCCGCUGCAAGAACAACCGUUGUGUACCAGGCCGCUGGCAAUGUGACUAUGACAACGACUGUGGAGAUAACUCUGAUGAGGAGAGCUGUAAACCGAGACCUUGCUCAGAAAGCGAGUUCUCCUGUGCUAAUGGGCGCUGCAUUGCAGGCCGUUGGAAAUGUGAUGGGGACCAUGACUGUGCUGAUGGCUCUGAUGAGAAAGAAUGCAAGCCACGCUGUGACCAAGACCAGUUCCACUGCAAGAGUGGCCACUGCAUUCCACUGCGAUGGCGCUGUGAUGCUGAUGCAGAUUGCAUGGAUGGCAGCGAUGAGGAGGACUGUGACACCAGGGUGCGGACCUGUCCUCUGGAUGAGUUCCAAUGCAAUAACACCUUGUGCAAGCCAUUGGCCUGGAAGUGUGAUGGUGAGGACGACUGUGGGGACAACUCUGAUGAGAACCAUGAGGAAUGCUUGAAAUUCCAGUGUCCCCCCAACAGACCAUUCCGCUGCAAGAAUGACCGUGUGUGUCUGUGGAUUGGCCGCCAGUGUGAUGGGAUUGACAACUGUGGUGAUGGUACCGAUGAGCAAUUCUGUGAUUCACCAACUGUCAGGAGCUGCAGCCAUGAGAAGAAUGAAUUCCACUGUUUGAAUGGGAAAUGCAUCAGUGCGGAGCUUCAAUGCAACUUCUUUGAUGACUGUGGAGAUGGAUCUGAUGAGUAUAAGUGCUUGACAGAUCCCAAGACCUAUGGCUGUCACACCAAUGUGACCAUGUGUGGUGAUGAUGCCAAAUGUAUCCAGACCAACACAUCUGUGUACUGCACCUGCCCCAGCGGCUUCCAGAAAGUGCCAGACAAGAAUUCCUGCCAAGAUAUCAAUGAAUGCCUGAAGUUUGGGGUUUGCAGUCAGCUGUGCAACAACACAAAAGGCUCAUAUAUGUGUACUUGUGCCAAGAACUUCAUGAAGACCCACCAGAUGUGCAAGGCGGAAGGUUCUGAAUACCAGAUACUUUACAUUGCUGAUGACAACAAGAUCCGCAGCAUGUACCACUUCAACCCCAACUCGGCUUAUGAACCUGCCUUCCAAGGGGAUGAAAGUGUCCGCAUUGCUGCCAUGGAUCUGUAUGUCAAGGGCAACAAGAUCUAUUGGACCAACUGGCACACGGGGCACAUCUCUUGCCGAGAACUGCCAUCCUCUGUUGGCUCUAGUCCUUCCAAUCGUAACCGGAGACAGAGCGAUGGCGCUGUCACACACUUAAAUAUCUCAGGGCUGAAGAUGCCACGGGGCAUUGCCGUAGACUGGGUUGCUGGGAACAUUUAUUGGACAGACUCGGGGCGUGAUGUCAUUGAAGUUGCACAGAUGAAAGGCGAGAACCGUAAGACACUGAUCUCGGGCAUGAUUGAUGAGCCACAUGCCAUUGUAGUGGAUCCACUUCGAGGUACCAUGUACUGGUCUGACUGGGGCAAUCAUCCUAAGAUUGAGACAGCCGCAAUGGACGGGACCCUGAGGGAGACCCUUGUGCAAGACAAUAUCCAGUGGCCCACAGGACUGGCUGUUGAUUACCACAAUGAGCGGUUGUACUGGGCUGACGCCAAACUCUCUGUCAUUGGCAGCAUUAGACUCAAUGGCACUGAUCCAGUGGUGGCCAUUGACAGCAAGAAAGGGCUUAGCCACCCCUUCAGCAUUGACAUUUUUGAGGACUAUAUCUAUGGUGUCACCUACAUCAACAACCGCAUCUUCAAGAUCCACAAAUUUGGACAUGGCACUGUAACCAACCUUACAGCUGGGCUGAACCAUGCCACCGAUGUGGUACUCUACCACCAGUACAAACAGCCAGAUGUGGCCAACCCAUGUGAUAGAAAGAAGUGUGAAUGGCUUUGCCUCCUGAGCCCCAGUGGUCCUGUGUGCACCUGCCCCAAUGGCAAAAGGCUGGACAAUGGCACCUGUGUGACCGUCCCUCCUCCUACUCUCUCACCUCUUGUUCCAGAUACUGACACGUGUGAACUGGUGUGCCUCAAUGGUGGCAGCUGCUUCCUAAAUGCCCGCAAGCAGCCCAAAUGCCGAUGCCAACCACGCUACAGUGGAGACAAGUGUCAGAACGACCAGUGCUCCGACUACUGCCAGAAUGGGGGCACUUGUACUGCUUCACUAUCAGGGGUACCAACUUGCCGCUGCCCCAAUGGUUUCACUGGCUCUCAGUGCAAUAAGCAGUCGUGCGCAGACUACUGCCUCAACAAUGGUAGUUGCACCGUCAACAGGGGCAACCAGCCCAACUGCCGCUGCCCCCCUGAAUUCAUCGGUGACAAGUGCCAGUUCCGCCUGUGCCCAGGCUACUGUGAGAAUGGUGGCGUGUGCCACCUGACAACUUCAGGAGCUCGCCAGUGCCGAUGCCCAUCAAAUUACUAUGGUGACCAUUGCCAGCAUAACAAAUGUGACCGGUGUCUCAAGGGCAACUGUUCUGUCGACAAACAGACUGGCAACGUCACUUGUAUCUGCCCUGAUGGCAGGACAGCCCCCAGCUGUUUGACUUGCAAUGACUACUGCUUGAAUGGAGGCACAUGUACAAUGAACACCGAAACCUUGAUGCCAGAAUGCCAGUGUACAUUGGAAAUGACAGGGGAGCAGUGUGAGAAGUCAGUGGAGAGUGAGCAGCAGAACAAUCGAACAGUGUCCAUUGUCAUUCCAAUCCUCUUACUGCUGCUUGUGAUAUUGGUGGCUGGUGCUGUGGUUUGGUACAAAAAACGAAUCAAAGGGGCCAAAGGUUUCCAACACCAACGUAUGACCAACGGUGCCAUGAAUGUUGAGAUCGGCAACCCUACCUACAAGAUGUACGAGGGGGACCCCGAUGCUGAUGAUGUUGGGGAGCUGCUAGAUGCCGACUUCGCCCUUGAUCCUGACAAGCCCACAAAUUUCACAAAUCCAGUGUAUGCCACACUCUACAUGGGCGCCCACAACAGCCGCAACUCACUAGCCAGCACAGAUGAAAAGCGGGAGCUGCUGUCAAGAGGAGCAGAUGAUGAUCUUGGCACCCCCCUGGCAUAGGGAAUGGAGGAAUGGGCCAGCAGCCCAGAGACCAGAUAGAAAGAGACAAGAUGGGUCAGGGAGGGCAAGGGGGUGGGCUCGGAAGCAAGAGAUACUGUAUAAAUGUACAAAUGAAGGAUUAUUACUUUUAUAUGUGAGCAGUAUUAUUACCUGUAUAUUCCCUUUCAUCUACCAGCCGCUGAAUCUCUGUCACUGGACUUUGGGGUGGACGGAGUUAAAGGCACCAUUGGGAGGUGGGGGAGAAACUAAGAAGACCCUCAUUUGGGUUGAAGGGCUCCACAGUCUUCUCUGGCUGCGUCCUUUUUCUUGCUGCACAAAUCAACCCACUUUUGCUUCCCGUGCAGGCGUCUGUAGGUUGCCAGCCUGUCUAAAUGCUUGGAAUAAAUUCCAUACCCUUCUCAGAGUGCUACUGAUGAACAAAAUGGAGGGGGGCUUGGGGCAAACCCCCUCCUACUGAGAACAUGAGACAAAGUCAGUUGAGGGCAUGUCAGGAAAGAAAAAUGGAGGUGUCCAAUCCAGGAUUGGAAACAGGGAAGAAUCAGCAUCUUCCUUCUCAGGCAUGUGAAAAAGAUGCUUGUCCGACAGAAUAUGGACCACAAUAUAAUGCCAGUCUGACAAUAUUUUAAUGUAGUUUAGUUAAACAAAAGUCACCCCGUAAUGUACACCAGUUAUUCUUAAAUAUUGAUAUAUUGGGACCACACUUUCAGUUUGGUUUGUUCUUUCCAGAACACCAUAUUUUCAUACAUUACAGCAUCUGGAAAAGUCAUGAAUUAAAGCUUUACUCCUUCCACAUUCUGAUCCAGUUGAGGUUGAAGAGAGAGAUUUUGUUAGAAAAGUGCAACCACCACCCAUCCACCCUUAUUAACAUACUUCUGGCUUUCUUUAUUAAUUCCUCAGAUAUUUAGCCCCAAAAUGAAUUCCUCACCUCUUGCUGCUUCAGAUUUUGUAUUGGGCAAAAUCUAGUUUUACUUUUGGACAUUUUUGAAAUCCAUGUGAAAUAUUUCACUUAGUUUUGCCAAAAUGCUUUUUAAAUAUUUUCCAUAAGGAACCCUCAAACUUUGCUUCUAGUGUUGUUCCAAGUCUAGGAAAAAGGCCUGGAAUAACAGUGCCUUCAGCGGCAAACUUGUGAAUGGUGCGCAUUAUGUACAGACCUAGCAGUAGCUUACUACAGCUAACAAUGCUGCUCCUUUUUGUUCUGUGUGAAAUUUAGUAUAUUUUUAUUAGAAUGCAGACGGAGCAGAGUUUUAAUGUUACUGUUUUAUGGUCACUGUUUCCUUUUUUUAAAAAAAAGUUCAGCAUUUUAUUCCUGUUAUUUUUUUCAUAACCUCCAGACAAUCUGAAAGUAUACUGCAGGGUAAGGACAUAAAUAGUUUUGAAUUUUCUCAUCCUCAACAAGAAAAAGGACUCUUGACUCACUGAGACAUCUCAUCAAAAAGAAUGGCCAAUCAUGGUUCAGCUUUCUUUCAUUUCAGGACAUUUCAUGGAAAAUUUGUUUGUGCAAAAACUGACUUUGUUUAGAAUGUUUGGUACAGAAAACAUUGUUUGUGUCCUGCAAAAGCCCAGUGUUUUCAAAGUAAAACUUUGAGGAGGGGGCACAAAGACAUUUUUUGGCACAAAUGGAUAUUUUUACAAAUAAUCUGGAAGUGCAAUAAUUGCUAUCAUCAUGGCAAAAAAUGCCCCAAUAUUCUCAUAAUCUCAUUCAGAGAUUAUUUGUUUAAUUCUGCAUUCUCGCAUGCAAGAAUGAAAUAAAAUGAAGACUCACCCCCCUGUUGCAGGGCACAGUAAUCUGUGGGCUACAGUUUAAGAACCACUGGUGUACUCUUCUGCCCACAUCCCAUCAAGCGCACACCGCCUUCUUCCAGCAACCUUCAGCACGUCUUGCCAGCGAUAGCUGUUUCUUUCACAACAUCCAGCCAGCUGCAUUGUCAUUUUGCAGCGCCUUAACCAUUUUUUCCCACCUACAAAGUUCUAACCUACCUUUAUCCCACCAGCCUUCUCAAGCAUCCUCUUCCUCUCUCCUUCACACUCAUCUUAUUUCUGAAAGCAUUCAUUUCCAGAAAUCAUCAUUAUCCUUUGGAGGGGAGCAUAUUACUUUAACUGUAUCUCACUUUAUUUUAGCACCUGCAUCUGAGAUUAAACAGAGUUUACAAGUUGUAAAUUACAACAAUUGUCCUGCCUCUGACCCUUCUUCUGACCCCACCCUCCCUCCCUCCAUGGCUACAAUUUGCAUCAUCCUUUUCUGGAAAGAGGUUCAAUGUUGUUUCAACUUUUGUUUCUCUCCAACAUGCUUUUUUAAAAGAUGAAAAACAGAUCAAAAAUAAAUAAACAAAGAUGAACUAGC
Molecule: messenger RNA, 16768 nt
Organism: Sceloporus undulatus (fence lizard)
Lineage: Eukaryota; Metazoa; Chordata; Lepidosauria; Squamata; Phrynosomatidae
Gene: LRP1
Product: LDL receptor related protein 1
Exons: 90
Coding region: 658-14427 (4589 amino acids)
Molecular function (GO): protein binding; calcium ion binding
Source: RefSeq, a predicted model, not a curated record